UCCGGAACACCGCGCACCCAUUCCUGCACCCCGUACUGAAACUGUCCUCUCGAACCAUCCUCUUCCAAGAUGACCUGCUUCGGUGGCCGCGACGAGCAGAUUUACGUAGUCGAGAUGCUGAUCCACAAACUGACCCUGACAAAGAACAAGAUAAAAGACAUAGGUGAGCAUCCAGUCGGUGUGAAGAUCAAGUUCCUCGACUUUCCCGUAUUCGAGAUAACUCGCGACGACUUUUACUCGCUGAAACCUACACCCCCGGAGGAAGAUGGCACCAUGCAUUUCAUGAUAGGCAGAAGUUGCGUAUUCGUCAAACAACCCAAGGAUCUGGUCAAAGAAUUACAAUCUACUAAGUUGAUGGUCGGUGUGUUUCGAGUUGGAGACACGUUCCCCACCGCCGAAACGGAAAUGACCCUGCCAGGGUGUCUAUGCGAUCAAGUGGCCAUGGCGCAGAACGACGCGGCGAAUCUACCGAAACCCUUCAUGGUGAAGGGUAGUUACAACCUAAUAGAUCCCGGUGACAAUCCAUCCGGUACGAUAGAAAUGGAAUUAAGAAUGACCUGCGUUGGUCGAUCGAUCAUGACCCAUUACGAGUUGCACCCGAAAUUCUUCGCCUUCAGGAACGACGGUAAAGAACGAGAGUUCGUAGUCAGACGUCUGGUGCCCCCUAGUAAGGACGUUUCGCAGUAUCCUGAUAGGACGACAUUGGACGAAUUGAAAGGAAUAACGAAAGUACCGCAGAAAAAGGGAAAAAAGGGGAAAAAGGAAAAAGGAAAAGGCGGAAAGGGCGGAAAGGGUAAAAAGAAAGGCAAGAGAUAG
Osmia bicornis bicornis is the source of this 816-nucleotide messenger RNA. RefSeq lists its product as uncharacterized. Lineage: Eukaryota; Metazoa; Arthropoda; Insecta; Hymenoptera; Megachilidae. The record is from RefSeq and is a predicted model, not a curated record. The transcript has a single exon. The coding region runs from base 70 to 816 and encodes 248 amino acids.